Galendromus occidentalis (western predatory mite) is the source of this 2233-nucleotide messenger RNA. Its product is annotated as proline-rich protein 36. Lineage: Eukaryota; Metazoa; Arthropoda; Arachnida; Mesostigmata; Phytoseiidae. The transcript is spliced from 4 exons. The record is from RefSeq and is a predicted model, not a curated record. Bases 296 to 1939 code for a protein of 547 amino acids.
CGUCGCAUUCGAACACUGAGAGGAGCAGACGCUAUGUGACCGGAUAACGUUCUCGCUAAAAAGAUGAUCUGAGUAAUCGUCGAUCAGUGAAUGAUAAAUUGUGUUCUCGAAGAAAGAUCUCAGGAGUCAACAGCAGGUGUUGGCCUUCGCUGCAGAGCAGAUGAAGCUCGAUGUCGAAUCAAGUCUCUAAACGUCACGACAGUUCGAUGGUGCCGUGACCCCAGGUGUGAACACGGUUCACGGACUUUUCCGGAAUUGACAGGGACCGGAAGCGUUUGCACAGAGACUGGGGAGAAUGAAUUCCCUAAGAACUUACUCAAACGGAAUCGAUAAGGGUCUCCACGCUCCUCGUGGCGCCAUGGAAUUGACCAUACCGUGGUGGGGAUCUCCAUCAGCAGCGACAAAGACUCGCGUCGAAGAUGUAUCAGAGGAAGACCCGCAGGGGAACAUGGAAGUCUCCGGCUCGAGGAUCCCGCGGGUUCUGCCGACUUUCGAUUGGUCUGACGACGAAAACUGCUGCGAAGCGCCUACUUUCGAUAUCGAGCCCUUGCAGGAGAGCAAUGUGAAUCAGAAACGGAUUCCAGACCCUCAACACGGAGAGCUGCUUAUGCCACUUCUCUCAUGGAAUCUCAACUCGACAUCCCGCACACCCCCUGCGGUUCCGGAUCUUGGUCCAAAAACUUUACCGCCACCGACAGUCGAUGUCCUAUCACCUCCAAGCCACUUUCAGCUGAAGGAGAUUCUGCCGUUCUCGAAUACGCCGCCGCUCAUGUCCGGGGCCGUGACAGUGCCUGUGAGGAAAUCAUUCCAAGAUGUGCCAUUCCAUCCAAGCCCCGCGCCUCUCCCUACGGCCCCUCGUCCAGCAACUGGUCUCAUCCCGCUUCCGAGUCCAUCUGCCCCCCUUCUACAACCACCCCCGCCCUACGGACUCUCGCGGCUUUCCAAUCCAAACCUUUCAGUGAACAUUCCUUUCAAACCGCCGCCGCCAUACUCGUCAAGUCUGAAGUCUUCACGAUCCGUAUCUGCCCCCUCGAUACCGCGAGCGCUGAAUACUCCCGGGGUCACCUCCGCCCCCUCCUCCGUCCUGUCGAUCCAGAAUGCCCCGCCGGCGAGUCAAUCGCCUCUUCCGCCUCUGCCUCCUCUAAUACCCAUCACGUCCAAUCGGGAACCGAAUCAAUCGCGUCUCUUGCCGUCCCUGACAGAACGCAGUGAAUCGGCUGCCGAGCCGAGGCUGGGAUCAUCACUCAACAAGGAAUCUGCUCCUACGACUCCUGUAGAACCCCCGAAGGCGCCUGAAGCGAAAGCGACGCCACCUCGACGAUUAGCGAGAAUGAAAACCACAGUCAAACGAGCAAUGAUUGAUCAGCCACCUACAAGUGAAAUGCCCUCGGGAAAUCGAGACCCCCAAUCCGGAGAGCCCUUGUUCAAAAAGCCGUACCCACCUCCGUCGCUUCCUGUCGCACCGAUCGCGCGGGAAGAGGUCGUUCCUCGGCUCGAAGCGCGAUCGUCUGCACCAAGCUUAUCAUUGCCGCUACAAAGCGCGGUUCAGAAGAACGAAACUCCAGUCGAAAAAGAUAAACCCAGGAAACGGCACAUUCCACUGGUGCCCACCCCGAGUUUUAUUCCACCGAUUCUCAUGAGGAACACAUCCAUGUCGAACAACCGGGGCGAGCCAAAGGAUCCUGGCGCACUCUUAUUCCGUGUACCGCCUCCAACUCAAUCAUGGCCCGACACUGCUGUGAGAGCUGCCCCAUCUCUCGCGGUAGAGCCACAAAUCUUCAAGAAGCCAUAUCCUCCGAAGAGACAGGUCGAUGCUCCGGAAAAGCGAUCUCAUAUCAUUGUCGACUUCUCGAAGAUUUCGACACUUGCGAGUCCGCAGAUGUGUGGCGGAAGCGGUAAUAGCGAAAAUCUACGCAGCGUCAUCAGAGGGAGGGAUUGACAGUUGUGUAGCACGAACACGGGCUCAAAUCGGGAUCCUCUUCGUAAGAGUCGCCGUGUUUUUAACGUGUCAGGAUCUUUUCCACGUCCCCCACGAGAUGGAAUCCGCGAUUUAAUUGAGUAUCAACGCAGCAGGAAAUCCCGGUCUCGGUUGCAAGGUCCUAACCCUUCUAUGGACAUUCGAAAAGUAUUUUGAGCUCAUAUGAUUUGACAACGCCGCGCAGUCAAUGUCACCGAUUGGAGACCAUGGAUCAAACUUUGUGACUACGAAUCCCAUCACUCAGGACUUGAGUGG